CCAAUGACUCUGGACGCUAUUUUGAGUGAGGAAAAGGCAGAAGGGAGCUGGUGCUCGUGUUAUGGCACAAAGAUGACACCGUAUUUCUCAGAUAACGCUGUUGUCUCACAGAACGAGAUUAACUUCCUUAUAAGUGAGAGUUUCUUAACUGUGAAGGGAGCUGCUCUAUUCCUGCCUCGAGGAAAUGGCUCACCCACACCCAGAAUCAACCAUCGACGCAAUAAACAUGCAGGUGACCUUCAGCAGCACCUACAGGCGAUGUUUACCCUUCUUAGACCAGAAGACAAUAUUCGACUGGCCGUCCGAUUGGAAAGCAGCUGCACACAAUGCACCCGAUACAUGGUGGUCGUCUCCACCAAUGGUAGACAGGACACGGAAGAAAGCAUUGUGUUAGGAAUGGAUUUUCUCUCCAAAGACAGCAGUACAUGUACAAUGGGCCUGGUUCUUCCACUAUGGAGUGACACACUGAUCCAUUUGGAUGGUGACGGGGGGUUUAGUGUGUCAACAGUGAACAGAAUUCAUAUCUUCAAGCCUGUCUCUGUCCAAGCAAUGUGGUCUGCCUUGCAGAGUUUGCACAAAGCCUGUGAUAUCGCCAGGACGUACAACUACUACCCAGGGAGUCUUUACCUAACGUGGAUCAGUUACUAUGAAAGUCGCAUCAAUUCACACCAGAUCUUUAUCAAUGAAUGGAAUGCCAUGCAGGAUCUGCAGUCGCACCGUUCUGAUUCACCUGUCCUAUUCAGUGACGUACCGACUGAGUGUGAUCGGACUGAAAGAUUAAUUAAGACAAAACUACGCGAGAUCAUGAUGCAGAAAGAUCUGGAAAAUAUCACGUCAAAAGAGAUCCGCACAGAGCUGGAAAUGCAGAUGGGCUGUACCUUGAGAGAAUUUAAGGAAUUUAUGGACAAUGAAAUGAUAGUCAUUCUGGGACAGAUGGACAGCCCAACUGAGAUAUUUGAGCAUGUCUACCUGGGAUCUGAGUGGAAUGCGUGCAAUUUGGAAGAAUUACAAAACCAGGGGGUUCGGUACAUCUUAAACGUAACUCGGGAGAUAGAUAACUUCUUCCCAGGAAUGUUUGAGUACCACAAUAUCAGAGUAUACGAUGAAGAGGCUACAGACCUGCUUGCGUAUUGGAAUGACACCUACAAAUUCAUCUCGAAAGCAAAGAAAGAUGGUUGCAAGUGUCUUGUUCAUUGUAAAAUGGGCAUCAGCAGGUCUGCGUCAACAGUCAUUGCAUAUGCAAUGAAAGAAUAUGGCUGGAACCUGGACAGAGCUUACAGUUAUGUGAAGGAGAAGCGGGGAGUAACCAAACCCAAUCCAAGUUUCAUGAAGCAAUUGGAGGAGUACCAGGGCAUCUUGUUAGCUAGCAAACAGCGACACAACAAAUUAUGGCGCUCGCACUCCGACGGUGAUCUUUCUGGCCCUCACGAGCGUAUUAAUAAGUCUAUGGUUGACUUCAACAGAAGGGACAGCAUCUCCAGCGCAGAGCCAUCCACUGACCUACUAGAUGCACAGUUCUACCAUCCCCAAACCUCAGACUUGAACACUGUUUUACCAGGACUGCAUGAGGAGCAGGUCAAAUUCAAUCCCGUAGCAAAAUGUAAUUCUGCUGACGAUUGUUCUGACAGGAGUUGGGCAACCAAGCGAAUGGGCACGGCCACCGAUACUGAUAGUAUCUCCAAGAUUUGUGCUGGUUGCAGCUCAGAAGCUUAUAGUUUUCCUAUUCAUAACUGCCAGGCUGAAAAACGCACAGAGGCUUUGCCCCAUCAUGAACUGGCUUCACCGAGGACACACAUCACAGCUCUGCCCGAUUUAGAAACCAAUUCUCUGGAAAACGAUCCCGUUAGUUCUGUUACAGACUGCAUUUUGUUGCCAUUACUUGAAACCGAGUCUCAGCCAGAUGAUCACAUAGCGUCGCAGGAGAUGGCUUCACCGCUCUCGCCCUCCAAUGAGCAUCUCGAAGCUUCCUGCUCGAGUCCUGACCGAAUAGACUUUUUUAGCGCCAGAGAAAAAUUCAUAGAGCUUUCCCAGGAGGGUAGGAGUCGAGCCCAUUUGAACUCAAAGACGGAGGAGCUUGGUGAAGGGAGGUGCUGUACCACAAAAGGAGCUGAUGAAGAACAGCAACAGCCUGGAGAUGACCAGGCAGUCGUAUCAGAGGAGAGUGUUGCCCAAGCGGCAGAAUUGACAGACCGUGGCAAUAGUGAGGAGACCAAUAAGGAGAAUCUGCUAGCAAAAACGUUAACCAAGAAAUAUUCACUAACAAGAUCUCAGUCGUUAAAUGUUAUAUCUGUGAAAGAAAUAGUGACAGAAAUAGAGUCCAUCAACCAGGCUUCAGGCUUGUGCCAAAGUAAGACUGAAAGUAUCCCACCCAAUCCACCAAAGAGAAAUACAAUUCAUGAACUGACAACAGAGUUGCAUUGGUUUUCAGAAAAUGCCAAUGCUGCAAACAAAUCUGGUGCAGAAAGGUACUCCACAGCCGAAAAUAAUUGUGAGAAAGUCAGAGAUCUGAUUGAACCUGAACCCGACGAACACAGUCCAGUAAGUAUAGCAGUCACGAACAGCGAGGAGCCUCACGAAGAGUUGGCACAGGAUGCGACCAUAAACCACAACCAAGUGGCAAAAUGGUGUCCUGGAUCAGUGAAACGAGCCACUAAGGAGUUUGAGCAAAGGUUAAAGCAAGAGCAGGAACAAAAUUCAUGUGUGGUCACGUUACCAAUACGCAAAAGCUCCAGAAUUGACGGCGUUACAAGCACCGAAUCUGUGGUGAAGGAUAAGAGUGAGGAUGACUCUCUCGAAUCAACAUCUACAUUCAAGGAUGAAGAAAAUGAAAGCACAGUCGAAGGUAUAUUUUUGUCAACAGAGCACAAUAUGCCUCUCAGUGAUGAAUUAACCACGGAUACUUUGGAGCACGAGUUACAACCGAGGCAGAAAAUGGCCCAAGCAGAAUCUGAGUUAGUGGAACGUAGAACAAUACAUUCUUAUGAAACCUCUGAGCAACUGAGUUCACAAAUGCAACUUCCAAAGAGAAUUGAGAUUAUUGAGUAUAUCCAUGCAGUUAAACAACUUGCAUCUCAAGAAGAUAAUGAUACCUUUGGCUUGUCUGGGGAGUCUGUUAAGGAAAAGUCUUCAGCAAACAGAAAGGAUACAGUUGCCCAUUCUGCAGAUGAUCAAGAAAUCAAGACAGAGGUACGGCCUGCUCAGACUUCGAGGCUGCUAGAGCUUUUGCCAUUGGAUGUUCCAACCUUGACCCAAAAAUGCAAGGGAGAAAUGAAUGAGGUGACCUUCACACUUGGCAGUCCUUCUGAAGAGGAAGAUGAUAGCUCAGCUAAUGACGAAAUGACAGCCUUUAUCACUCAUAUUUCGCAUUCACCAUCAAUAGGCUCGGAACAUGUUUAUCAGUCGCAUAUAGUACAUCUGGAAGGUGUCACAGAACUAAGCACAGACACUGAUGCAGAGAUCCCUGGUGACAAAUUGAUCCAUUCAGAGAACGAACUUCAGGAAACUGAAACCAGCGAGAUGUCUUUGCAAAGGACAGGCACUCGCUGUAUCGCUUACUUGAGUCAUGAAGACUUGCAGUUGAGUUUCGACAGGUUUGAUGAAAGUAUCCGAGAGAGUUUCAACAGGUUUGAGGAAAGUUUCCAAGAGAUGCAGGAGGCGUCCGAUUCCUCCAGUCUCGCACCCAACCUUAGUCAUAUCUCUAACAAUAACGGCAUCAGUAAACUAAGCAGCACUCCAGGGAUGGUUAAGCAGCGAGCAAAAGAAAUUGAAGCUCGGAUAAGGCAGGCAGGUCUCACAACUCCAUCACAGAUGAAGCGCUCAGCAUCUAUAGCCAAGCUUGGUUGCUUGGAGCUCUCAAUGGACGAUGUAUCUAAAAGAGACUCUGAUAGUUCUGAGACUUGGCGAACAUUUUUUGAUUCGUACGACAACACAUCGUGGAGCGUUCAAAGCCCACGCGAGUUAAGAGACAAGUGCUCCGAGGAGGAUGAGCCCAGCAAAAAACUGUGCGUCGUUUCCAUCUGUGUCCCCCAACAAGAACUCCAGGCUACAAGGUGCUUUAUGGAGCAACUUAAAACAUCAGAGAACAUUGUCCAAAGCAAACCUGUAGAGAAGCCCACAAUUCAAUACGCCAAAACAUUCGAGUCAACCCAACCGAGUCCGCUAGAAAGUGCAGAGGAAAACCUUCCACCAAUAAAUUCACCGUCUCCUUCAGAGCUGGACAGUUGUAGCCACACCUCACUGAUGGCUAUAGCUCCUCGAGUGCAACACGGUCGAACUCAUCCACUGAGGAGACUAAAAAUGACUAAUGAGAGAAAGCGGACAUCCAAUCCUUUAUAUAAUACUAUGUGAUCCUAAACCUUGCCUUUUGUAUAUAAAUCGGGCAAGCGUCUAAGGAACAUGCACUUUAUAGUUUGUUUUCUAUAUAUUAAACAUGAGGGAGGGUGAUUUUUUUUUUGGAAGCUCGUGAAACCGUGGGUCGACUGAAAAGAGUGCGAUUAAAACUGAACCCUUUUAACCAUAUGACCUUAUUUAUAGGAACACACCAUCCACAACACAAUGAAUGAAGGUGUUUGAUUGCAGAUUCAUUGACGUAAAUAUACCUCUCCAUCAGGAAAAUCAGGGAAAAGCAACUAUUUUGAUAAAUUCUGAUUUUUUGUUCAGUAAACUUAACACAACCUGUUGCUUUUUUUUUAAUCAUUCACAACACUCACCCUACUAAACCAUUUGUAGAAAUAUUCUCAUCAUAAGAGUACUAAUCUUGCCCCUCUUCCCAAAGCAGUUUUUAAAGCAAUGUACUCUAUCCCCAGAAUUUGAAUCCACUAGCCACGUUUAACUUGUAUAUAGUUUUAGAUUGCCUCCUCCUUUCUUUGCCCCCCCCCCCCUCAAAAAAGUAAGUGUAUAAUAUACACUUGUUGUGAAAAUGGUUGUUUGACUCCUUUGGAUUAUACCUCAUUAUCUCAACCAUUAUCGCAAAACCUGGUGCUCAGCAGGCCAUAUCCAUCCUGAAAGUGCCCUCGCCACAUCCAGACCUUAAUGAUCCGUGGAUCCCUGCUCAUAAAGAGCCACUCAGAGACUGUUAGAAGCCGCCACGUUUUUUUUCCAAUCUCCUCUCUGCUGAACCUUCCUUCUUGUCUGUUACCGUGAGAAUGAUGAAGCAAGCGGAUGGAUGCGGCUAGUUAUUGUGUUGGCUUGUGUGUUCUUUGAAGGUGGUCUGUAUUCAGGGUUAAUCUGAAGUAUUACUUGAACACUACUGUGGGACUCCCAGCGGCUCCCUCCAAUAUCAGUUGAAGGGAAAUCUUUGUAAUAAGUCAACUGAACUCUGUCUCCCCGCGUCACUUUUGUACAUUCUGCCCCUACAGUGCUGCCUCUGAUAUUCCUGUUGAAAAGGACUAAAAUUCAUCGCACAUGUUUAAUCUUAAUCCAGUGUCUUGUUUUCAUGAGCAUUUUCCCCCCCAAAAACAGUAAACUCUUCAUUCUGUUUUCAUGUUUUAUUUGGAAACAAAAUCGACUUCACGCCUUUAUUUCUGUUACUUGUGUGUCUACUUCAUUGUUUGUUGGUUUUCUUGCCUCUAAGUGUGCAUUCAAUAAGGGCAAGAUUUCUUGAUACGGACUGGAAAUGUUUUGGAUUGCAAUUUGCUAUUUUUGCGUUUUAUGUUUAAAAACAAAGCGACUCAUUCAGUAAUAGCAGCAGUAGUGUGAAAGAAUAUCAAGAAAAGUCUUCCUUGGAUAAAUAGUUAGAGAUUUGCACUGUUUGGAAUAUUAUAAAACCUGCUGUGUCUGGUAUCACUCCAAAUUCUAGAUUAGAUGUACCGAAAAAAGAAGAUAAGACGAGAAAACGGUGGUAUUCUUGAAAGAAUCAUUUUUCUUCUCCCUCUCUUCCACCUGCUUAUCUUCUCUGUACCUUAUUUUCCCGCCUGGUCAAUGUACAUCCCUCCCGCACAGUUUAUUAUGUCAGUCAUUAUACUGCUGUUUGCCAAACAUAUCUUUGAUUUUCAAUCUCGCACAUAUUUUACCAGGGCACAAAUGCUACGUUUUUUUUAAAAAAGCCUAGAUAAAACUCGUCACUGUGGGCAGGAACCCAUUCUUACAAAGAUGCUUUUCCACUUUAUCUGGGAUAUUGUGCGAAGAUCCUUUUUUAAAUAAAGUCAGCUAAAGUGCUCGAUGAUUAGAUGUUUCAUGUAUGUGCCUGUGCAUACUGCGGGAGUUGUUUUCCCCCUCCCGCAGUCCAUCCCUGCAGGAUUUUUAAACCAAUUCAGCUACGAACGGCAGAGUUUUACUUUAAACAACGCAACAGUUUCAAUCGACGAACCUUCUCAUAAAACAGGAUCUGUGAACUUUUAAAAGUCCUGCGCGAAGACAAAAACCCUGCGUUACAGAAUACCGGCGUGUAUGUUCCUGGAAAUCUUAUAUCUUAAUCUUUUGCACAUUUCUGUUUUCUCCAUUCUUUUUACAGGAGGGCGUGUGUGUGGGAGGGAGAGGGCUGUUUCUUCCCAAUCAACCCCCAUUUAGAAUGUGGGGAGGGAUGUGUGUGGAAAAGGCGUGGGGUGAGGUCCCUUCCACUACCGUCCCAUUGAACUCGGACUGCAGUUUGCGUAGUUAAGGCAAAGAGUCAGGUUCCACCAGAUAAGACCUGCGGUUGCAUAUCAUGGCUCUGUUAGAUCACGAACUAAUCUUCUGCCCCAUGUGCACCGAGUAACAGGGAACGUUUGGCAUUUGUAGUUCUUGGUAAUGACGUGGGUGCAUAUUUGCUCAGACUGGAGGGCUGCCGUGCUGAUUGUGUUUUAUUUUUAAGCCGCCCCCACCAUACUCCUUCGCCCCCCCCCCACCCCAUUGCCCCACAUUAUCAGGGCUCACGCUUGCCCUGUCGUGCAUUUGGUUUAUCAAUCGCAGCUUUUAAAAAAAAAAGCAGCAAAAUGACCAGGAUGUUCCAAACUGCAAUAACCGAUGACAGAUUUGCAGUUCUUUACAGUUUUAAAUUGAGGGAGGACAUCAGACUUGUAACCAAAAUGUGGAGGUUUUUUUUUGUUACCUAAAGAGUAAUGUAAGAUGUAUUAUUUGCUCAGGAGAGCCAGCCACAAGGCUUCUGCUCGAAGUUUAAAUGCAGGAGUCACUCAGAGGCUUUUUAUUAAACCAACGCAAUUCAGUUUUUAAAGCGCAUUUCGGUUUUUUGUACAAAUCAAAUGUAGGCAGUCCUUUUCCGACAGUGGUUAUGGUUAUUAUUGUUUACAUUGUGAAUAUUCAAGCUGUACAAUACAUUUUUCUUAAAUUAUAACUUGUACCGUACGGGCAGGGAGUUGCACGUGUCGUCCUGUUUGCCUUGCUGGUCGGUAGUUGCACUCGCUUUGUGCGUACGAAACUGAUUUAUUUUUACACAGUAUAUUCUGCAAGUUGCUUUUUUUUAAAUAAAAAAAAUCCUGUAAAUUGUGACUCGCCACAUGUACUGCAUUGUGUUUUUUUUUAAAAAUCCGCUUUUAAUUCAUUCUGGUGGUUCUGUUUAGUUUGAAAAACAAGAGCUUUUGUUUUUUAUUCUAGCUUGAUGCUAUUUGAUUGGUGCAGCGUGUUUUCAAACCUCUUCACUGAUCACAGAGAAGGAAUAUUUCCUUUAUUUUGACAGGAGUAGCAAAUGCCUUUUCAAAUAAAUCUGUGUGUGUGUGUGUGUGUGCUUGUUGAGAUGUGUGGGGGGCUGCGGGUGGUGGGUAAGUAGUCAGAGCACAAUCUAGAACCCAUCCGGGUUGAAAUAUUUUUUUUGUUCCACGCACUCAUUUUGUGGACACCGGUUUCCAAGUCAGGACUCAUCGCUUAUCAUACUUCAACUCACUCCGUUGAUUUGACCCUUUUCUGCCACUGGAUUCGCUCUCCACUUGUUAAGAUUGACAUUUACUGUAUUUUUUUUAUUAUUAUGGGGUGUUCCACUGUAGAUUUUUAUGCAAGUGCGCUACGUUGCUUAAUGUGAAGUCAUGCACUGUUGUAUGAAAUCCAAUGUUCUUGUUACAAAAAUGAAUAAAUUUUUAUUUUGGACGAUGAA
Messenger RNA from Callorhinchus milii (elephant shark), 8023 nucleotides. RefSeq names its product slingshot protein phosphatase 2a (gene ssh2a). Gene Ontology annotation, biological process: actin cytoskeleton organization; protein dephosphorylation; negative regulation of actin filament polymerization. Bases 4 to 4347 code for a protein of 1447 amino acids. The transcript has 14 exons. NCBI's taxonomy places the organism in Eukaryota, Metazoa, Chordata, Chondrichthyes, Chimaeriformes, Callorhinchidae. Gene Ontology annotation, cellular component: cytoplasm. The record is from RefSeq and is a predicted model, not a curated record. Gene Ontology annotation, molecular function: actin binding; protein tyrosine/serine/threonine phosphatase activity.